CGGGCCGGGCAGGGCUGAGCUCAGCCGAGGCGAGCCGGCAGAGCUCCGGGUGGGAGGGCAGCGCAGCCCGCAGCAUGUCGCGGCUCCGUGUCUGCAUCGUCGGCUCGGGGAACUGGGGCUCAGCCAUAGCAAGAAUUGUUGGCAAAAAUGUCCAGAAGUCCAACAGAUUUGAUCCUACUGUCAGGAUGUGGGUGUUUGAAGAGACCAUCAAUGGAAGAAAACUCUCAGAAAUAAUCAACCAAGAACACGAAAAUGUUAAAUAUCUGCCUGGAUACAAGCUACCCAAAAACGUGGUGGCUGUACCAGACAUAGUUGAAGCAACAAAUGGGGCAGACAUUUUAGUGUUUGUGCUGCCACAUCAAUUCAUCGGCCGAAUUUGCGAGCAGAUUGCAAGCCAGAUGAAACCUGGGACAUUCGGGAUUUCACUGAUCAAGGGGGUCGACGAGGGUCCUGAUGGCCUGAAGCUCAUAUCUGACCUCAUUCGAGAGAAACUGAAAAUAGAAAUCAGUGUGCUGAUGGGGGCCAACAUAGCCAAAGAAGUGGCUGAUGAGCAGUUCUGUGAAACCACCAUUGGCUGCAAAAAUGAAAAGCAAGGGGAAAUCUUUAAAGAAUUACUGCAGACUCCCAAUUUCAGGAUUACUGUGGUGCCUGACUCUGAUACAGUAGAACUUUGUGGAGCCUUAAAGAACAUUGUGGCGGUGGGAGCUGGCUUCUGCGAUGGGCUUGAUUUUGGCGAUAACACAAAGGCAGCAGUUAUUCGCUUGGGCCUCAUGGAAAUGGUAGCCUUUGCCAAGAUGUUCUGCAGGGGACAGGUGUCAAUAGCCACUUUUCUGGAGAGCUGUGGUGUCGCUGACCUAAUCACUACCUGCUACGGAGGACGCAACAGAAAAGUAGCAGAAGCCUUUGCUCGCACGGGAAAAUCCAUUGAGGAGCUGGAAAAUGAGAUGUUGAAUGGACAAAAACUGCAAGGUCCUCAGACCUCAGCUGAAGUCUACAAGAUUCUGAAACAGAAAAAUAUGCUCAAUAAGUUUCCAUUAUUUACAACCAUCUACAAGAUCUGCUAUGAGGGUCAAUCGGUCCAGGAUUUCAUCGCGUGCCUGCAGAACCACCCAGAGCACAUGUAGAGGUCCUAUCUUCUUCAUCUGGUUGCAUUCCCAUCUUCUCAGGACUUCUGUCCAUCCACUUCACAGCAAAUAGAGUAGAAAACCAGGUUGUGUGUCAACAUUUGCUGUAGAAGCAGCAACGAAUGUAUUUCAGUAUCCUCAUUCUGGGGGGUGAGAAAAAAAAAUGCCUUUAAUUUCAACCUUAUACCCAAGGAACAGGAAAUGAAUGUAAAAAAAUAUAACAGCAUUUGAAGUAGUAACUGGGCAUUUCCUUAUGAUUACUGUCAUGCUGAUUGAAAACAGUUCCCUUUGCCAUUUCCAUAAUGAGCUCCAUUUAGCUCAAGUGAACCUCAGCAUUUAUGAUUCUAUGGUUUUGCCUACUAGUCUUCAAAGAACAAGACGCAGGAGAACUGAAGAACUCAUCCAAACAGAAAAAUUAGUGUUAAAAUACAGAAGGUCUAACAGCAGUAACAUGGGCAAAUGCUGGGUUUCCUUAUUGCCCCUCAAACACAAAUAACAUUUUGUAUUUUGGGACAUUUAGUCCUUCCUUGAUUUUGUUUCCCAGUGUAAGCCUCUUUGGAAGAGCAGGCAUUGUUCCUGUGCACAGACACAUGUGAAUGUUCAGAUCUAUAAAUAACACAGUUUAAAGAGUGGGGAGGAGAAAGGAGGGUUGCAGGGGUGGGAGUGUUGUUUCUUUCAAAUUCAGGACACUAGGAAUCCUCAGCAGUAGUCUGGCCUCUGUUAAACUGUCUGUGUUCUGCUGACAUACAGAAUAACCAAAUACAGUGAAGUGAGUUAGCAUUAGGAUUUCCCAGCAAGUCAUAGGCUUUACCUGCUAGUGGCCGAGAGCGCAGAACUGGAGGCUGAGAGGGAGAAUAGAUGCACAACUUGCAGCUUGUGUAUGCUGCUGUUUAGAAGACAGAACAGUAACAUUGAAAAAAAAAUCCUCUGUGAUACUUGACUUUUUAUACAUGCAGGAAAAUGCCCGCUGCACACGCACAAGAAUCCUGUGAAACUGCAUCUCAAACCAGGCUGCAUUUUAACUGCACUGGGAAACUCCACUGGACUGACCCCAGUGUGGCUCCCUGCAUCUUUCCAGACCACAGACUAAUGCCUUGACCCUACUGUAGCUUCAGCAAUGCUUCUUCCACUCCAGAAGACCUCUUUGUUGACCUCUGAAUUUUAAAUACAAACCAGGUCACAUAUCAGAUUUUGUUAUUUUGCAUUAACUUUAGAAACAUGGAAGUUUUUAAACAGCUGUCCUGGGGUAACCUUACAUACCUGAUGUUUUUCAGAGUUAAAGCCAUCUGAGAGAUGAACAGUGGCACACUUUAUAUGCUUUAAUACUCUUUUGAAAACCUCCUAUUUUAAGACAAGGCAAACAAAAGGAAGAGUAACCUACUUUUGCUUUGCUUUAUCUGACUUUCCAAAACAGCAGAGAGGAAGGCAAAUAUAUAUAUUUUUUUAAAUCUAUGUAUUUGCUGACAUGUUGCUUAAGGGACAAAAACACCCAAGCUAGGUUAUAAAAGCAUCUCUGCUCUGCAUUUUAGAGGAAGGUCAUUGUUUUUUCCCAUUUAUUAGAGUAAUAUAUAAAAAAUUAUUGUAAUUAAGAGCAUAAUGUAAAAAAACUUGGUCUCACAGCUAGCAAAGCUGAUCCCUGCCAAAGAGCAGCAGAGGUGGCUUACCUCCUCCAGCUCUGACUCCAGUCACAGCCAGCAGCUCUGCGCCCUGCUGGGUAUCAUCCACAUUCCUUCUGCUGAAAUGGAAAUUGUGUGGCCAAAUCCUUUACAGGAAAUUACAGUCUUCCAUUUCAAGGGGAAAAAGGCUUAAAUAUUGCAUAAAUUUAAAGUAUGAAAUACAGAGUAUGGGAUAGAGAAUUCAAGAACAUCCUUACUUUGAGCUUGAUAGGGCUCUGGACAACCUGGUCUAGUUGAGGAUGUCCCUGCUAACUGCAAGGUGGGGGUUGGACUAGAUGACCUUUGGAGGUCACUUCCAGCCCCGACCAUUUUAUGAUUCACUGGCAGGCUGAACUUCUGGUAAGUCACCUAUGAGCUAAUCAUGAUAGAGAACGUUUCAAACUCUGUUUAAUGAAGUGAUCAAUAUGCAGACUUGAUGUAAUUUCAUUUUUCAAAAUACUCACAAAAUAAAUGACUUGUAAUGGUGA
Molecule: messenger RNA, 3267 nt
Organism: Pogoniulus pusillus (Red-fronted tinkerbird)
Lineage: Eukaryota; Metazoa; Chordata; Aves; Piciformes; Lybiidae
Product: glycerol-3-phosphate dehydrogenase [NAD(+)], cytoplasmic-like
Exons: 8
Coding region: 75-1124 (349 amino acids)
Biological process (GO): carbohydrate metabolic process; glycerol-3-phosphate catabolic process
Cellular component (GO): glycerol-3-phosphate dehydrogenase (FAD) complex; cytosol
Molecular function (GO): protein homodimerization activity; NAD binding; glycerol-3-phosphate dehydrogenase [NAD(P)+] activity
Source: RefSeq, a predicted model, not a curated record